AUGCUUGCGCCGCAUUUCGCUGAAGACAUUGACAUCUUCAAUCGGCACAUCUCCCAGCAUCGGAAAGCAGAGGGCGAAGUGGAAUCUUCGAACUACCAGACGCUUCUACAUGAUGCGAAAGACCCAGUUGUGUACUUGACUGUCCCAAGGUUUCGCACAGGUCUACCACCCAACAGUGGUUGUGGAAGAGAGCAAUUGGAGAUUGUUGAACAGAUCAUGGGACCUUUCAAGCGCGAAGUGGUGGAGCUAUAUUUCAACCACAUUCAUUAUCAUUUCCCCAUCCUGGAUGAGGAGAUGUGUGAGACGCUGCGCACGGGUCAAUAUGGCAAAGUACCAAACAACUUGAUGUGUGUGAUCUACGCACUUGCGUCGCCACACUGGAGUAAAUCGGACACGUUAAAGAUGCACCCCAAACCGAACUCAUACUACGUCUGGAAUAAGGGUAUCUCGGCGACACUGGAAGACUUUCUUAGUCCUGGGAUGUCUACGAUACAAGCCGCUGUACUCGAUCAGGUUGGGCGGCCUUCUGUUUCCAUUAUCGGCAAUAUCACUCUCUGCGGUCGGACGGUUUCUUUGGCUCAGACAUUCGGAUUGCACAGGGAUCCAUCGAAGUGGAACAUUACGGAGAAUGAAAAGUCUGUUCGAAUGCGACUCUGGUGGUGUGUCCUCAUCACCGAUCAGUGGUCUAGUGUCGCAUAUGGCGCACCGCCAUAUGUAUCGAAAGGCUACUACGACGUCCCCCGGCCGACUGUGACGUCGCUCAUUGGAAGUAAGGCGACCUCUCAGCAGAAACAAACUACUACCUGCUUUAUAUAUCUAUGCUCUCUGACGGAGCUGCUUGCGGAAAUUUUGCCUUUCGUCUACCAGAUCAACCCAGAUCGAAUACAGCUUGCACGGGAAACCGAUCGUUUCAAGCAGGAACUGAAUGAAUUGGAAAGGCAGCUUCCUGAAUGGCUACCUCUUCCGAAUCGCCCAGGAACGCCUAUGCUAUGGCUCUCGUUCCUCUCAAUCAGGCUGGUACUUGCCCGCGUCAUCUUCCGUGCAGCAGUCCUCGACGGAGACGGUAGCAUAGGACGGAACAGGAUGGAUCAGUUACGCAUUGCUUCAUCGGAAGUUCUUGACUUCAUAUUGACCAUGGGCGAAACGCAAUUCCUGGACUUUUGGUUGCCUUAUGCGACUCAUCUCUUGGUACAUGCCAUCACCGUCUCGCUUCGUUGCACCGUCGAAACUCAAGACCCCGAAAUACGGAACACGUCUGUCGCGCGCCUCCAACGUGUAAUCGCGCACAUCCAGCAUGCGCGAGAUAACUAUGACUGGGAUCUUGCAAAUUAUGUCUUGGAAAGGUGCGCUGAUCCGGUGUCGAAGAUUGCAUCUUUGAACGCGCGAGAGGUGCCGCAGCCGUCGGAAACGGAGCCCACCAGCAUUGUUGCUAAUGGAAAUGGGAGCGAAGUACCGGUAAUGCCCAACUUUGACGACGCGAGCUUCUUAUUGUCGGACAUAUUGGACCCGAACGCUUUUGAUUUUUCUUGGGAUGCGUUAUGGGACACACCAUCUGGAAUGACAAAUUUCUCUCUCUGA
Messenger RNA from Alternaria burnsii, 1578 nucleotides. RefSeq names its product c6 transcription factor-like protein. Lineage: Eukaryota; Fungi; Ascomycota; Dothideomycetes; Pleosporales; Pleosporaceae. The coding region runs from base 1 to 1578 and encodes 525 amino acids. Gene Ontology annotation, biological process: DNA-templated transcription. The record is from RefSeq and is a predicted model, not a curated record. The transcript has a single exon. Gene Ontology annotation, cellular component: nucleus. Gene Ontology annotation, molecular function: DNA binding; zinc ion binding.